UAUACGCCAGCUGGUACUCUGAAUAUCUAUUCUCAACGAGACGGAACAGUUUUUAUCUUUCAAUUUCGUCAUGACUUGUACGAAAUGCUGAAAAUAUUCUAAUGCCUUGUGUUGGAGUGGUUUCGACCUUUUCGGGCUUUAUCAGAAAGGAACUAAACACGCUGGACGUCGUGUUCUUCAAACUUUUUUCAAACAAUAUUGUAAACGUCCGAAUAUUAUGAACCUUUGGAUUUUAAGUACUUUAUACACAUUGCUUGUCUGCCAUGUAGUUUCUAUACGAGGGGAUCACUUUGUUAACGAAUGGGCUGUUGAAAUCCCUGGCGGAUUUCGUCAAGCUCGAGACGUCGCCAGAUCUCAUGGAUAUGAAAUCAUAAAGGAAAUAAAACCAUUUGAAAACCACUAUUUGUUGCGUCACCGAGAUGUACCAAUCAGAUCAAAGCGUUCAGCGCAUCAUCAUACACGUCGCCUUGAAAAGGAUGGGCGCGUGAGAUGGGCAGAUCAGCAGGUUGAAAAAAUCCGACGAAAACGUGGCAUUAUUUCUACAGAUGAUAUUGAGACAAGGGCUUACACCGAUUUACAUUUUAAUGACCCGCUAUGGAACAAAGAAUGGUAUUUGCAUGACAGCCGCACAGAUACCAGUCUUCCGAAACUCGAUUUGCACGUGCUUCCGGUUUGGGCGAGAGGGAUCACGGGAAAAGGCAUUGUCGUUUGCGUGCUUGAUGAUGGCCUGGAGAAAAACCACACAGAUAUUGCAGCAAACUACGAUCCUUACGCCAGUUAUGAUUUAAAUGACGAGGAUGAUGACCCACAGCCUCGAUAUGACCCGACCGACGAAAACAAGCAUGGUACACGAUGCGCAGGAGAAAUUGCCAUGGUAGCAAAUAACAACAAAUGUGGAGUGGGAAUUGCUUACAACUCCAGAAUUGGAGGGGUCCGGAUGUUGGAUGGUCGAGUCACAGACCACCUUGAGGCGUCCGCCAUUGCUUUCAACCAUACUUAUGUGGAUGUGUACAGCGCCUCCUGGGGACCAAACGAUGACGGGAAAACAGUAGAGGGUCCCGGUCCUCUAGCUACGAAGGCUUUUGAAAAGGGAAUAACAGAGGGUCGUGGUGGAAAGGGGGUGAUCUACGCAUGGGCGUCCGGAAAUGGCGGUCGUCUUGGAGACAACUGUGAUUGCGAUGGAUACACCGGAAGUAUAUACACAAUCUCUAUCAACAGCGCCUCACAACACCAGCAUACUCCUUGGUACGCCGAAAAAUGUGCCUCAACCAUCGCUUCAGCGUACUCCAGCGGCGCUUACAAUGACCAGAGAAUCGCCAGUGCUGAUUUACACGGGAGAUGCACCACCCAACACACCGGAACUUCCGCUGCAGCUCCACUGGCUGCCGGAAUUUUUGCUUUGGUCUUGGAAGCAAAUCCCAGCCUUACAUGGCGUGAUAUGCAACAUAUCAUCACAUGGACAGCAGAAUAUUCUUCCUUGAAGGACAAUCCGGGUUGGAGGAAAAAUGGCGCAGGAUUCUGGGUCAAUAAUGCGUUUGGAUACGGAAUUCUGAAUGCUAAGAGUAUGGUGGAGGUGUCCCAGAACUGGGUUACGGUUCCUGAGAAAUACAUCUGUGUCGUAGGAACAGAAGGAACACAAAUUAACUUUCCUCAAACCUUAAGGAGUGGACAAGAAUUGGAAAUCGAUCUCCAAACUACCGGAUGUAAAGGUCAGAGUAAUGAGAUAAACUUCAUCGAACACGUCCAGAUAGAACUGGAUAUGGAAUAUACAAAGCGCGGGGACCUAGCUAUCAACCUUACAUCAGCCAUGGGUGUCCGAACAAUGAUUCUACAAGAAAGACCCUUGGACUCCUCAAAGGAUGGUUUCCAUAAAUGGAAAUUUAUGUCUGUUCACUCAUGGGGUGAAAAACCAGCAGGCACCUGGAAAGUGAAGGUCAGAGAUAUGAAAGGAACGGAUAACACAGGAACAAUCAAGUCUGCUAGACUGAUAAUACAUGGAACAAAGGAGAUCCCUCAUCACGUGACUGGAAGCGGAGGUCAAAGGGUGUACAACGAUGAGUACAAUAAGGUCAAAGACGAGAGAGAUGAACGUCGAAAGAAUGCUGUACACCUGGAAAAAUUUAUCCAAGAUAGAGUAUCAGUUAUGUUUGGAAUGGUUAGCGUUGACCUCGGGUGGAUGAUAACCAAAGUUAAAAGGGGACCAAAUUUCAUUAUUAAUGUUCUGGAAAUUGGUGGAUCUCCGGCUCAGGAUACCCAACUGCUAACGUUUUUGCUGAAUGAAAUGACAAAUUACAGAACGGAAUUGAACUCUUUAAAAGCGGAUCUUAAGACUCUUGGAUUAGAUAUAGCAACUCUGAAGACGACGAAUGCUGGUUUGGUACAACAAAACGCGUUGCUGAACACCACAGUUGCUGGUUUGAAAACGAAGAAUGAACACUUGGAAAAACAACUCAUGAAUAACAUCAGCAGGCUUGAGUCAGAUAUUGUAACGGUGGAUAAAUCGACAAACACAUCAGUAUUGUUCAUUCAAUUUGAGCUACAACUUCUUCAAAAACGCUUUGAAGGAAGUUUGAAAAAUGUUUCGCUGGAGGUUGAAUAUCUGAAACGUCUCUUCAACAAUGCUACCAAUACUCACGCCGGAUGCUGUACAUCUGCGCACGCAAUCGCCAGUAACAAAUCUUUGUCCGACUUGGUCGUCAGAGUGAACAAUUUACAGUCAACGCUGAAUAUGACGAGUACUUCAGUUGAUCAAAUUGUGGCGCAAUCCAAAGACGUUGCAUUUUCUGUGAUGGGGGCAUCGGGCAGCCAAUUUCAACUGAGCGGCAUAGUUUUCCCCAAAGUAACGACAAACGUCGGAGGGGCUUACAACGCAAGUACCGGGAUAUUCACAGCCCCCACGCAGGGGGUCUAUAUGUUCUCUCUAUCCGACCUCAGCAUCAACAAUAACACAGUAGCCACCCCCUUCGUGCUCAAUGGAAAAAGAGUCGGUGGCUGUACGAAGGACAAUUAUUCCGUUGGGGCCCUUUUCAGUUGUCAAGCGAUUCUUGUCCUGAAUGUUGGAGACCAGGUGAAAACCAAGGAUUUCUAUGAUGGCCCUUUCCAUUGCUCUACAUCAGAGUUUAUUGGAUGGAAAUUGUGAAAUAUAGGCUUUUGCCGGAGGGUCUCAAAUCUAAGAAAAUGGAACUAAAAAAUGGAUUAUAAAAUAUGAAAUAAGAGCAUUAAAACUUAAUAAACAUAUAUAUAUUUACAAAAGCCCUACCUUAAUUGUGUAGAUUACCUAACCAAAUAAAAUGGUUAAGAAAGCAA
Messenger RNA from Magallana angulata, 3306 nucleotides. RefSeq names its product neuroendocrine convertase 1-like. The record is from RefSeq and is a predicted model, not a curated record. Gene Ontology annotation, biological process: protein processing. Gene Ontology annotation, cellular component: Golgi membrane; trans-Golgi network. NCBI's taxonomy places the organism in Eukaryota, Metazoa, Mollusca, Bivalvia, Ostreida, Ostreidae. Gene Ontology annotation, molecular function: protein binding; serine-type endopeptidase activity.